AUGAGCAAUCAAGCACUUUAUGAGAAACUCGAACAAACAAGGACRAUACUGUCCGUGAAGCUUGCAGAAUUGAUAAAUAUGACUACAAUAGCUGAUAGAGAUGACGAUGACGAUGACUCGUUUGCACAAGAGAACUCGGAACUCGCGAUAGCCACUGGCAGUGUCAUGAUGGUGAACAACCAGACCAUGCAGCUGAUCAAAAACGUUCAAGAUUUGUUGAGCCUGACUAGAUCGAUAAAGGAAAAAUGGUUACUGAACCAAAUACCUGUGAUGGGCCAUUCGGAGAAGGCACGUUUCGAUGAGAACCAGAUAGAACAGCUAUUGGACAAUUGUAUAAAAUCUUUUAUAGCGGAAGAAACCACAUAA
Messenger RNA from Saccharomyces eubayanus, 366 nucleotides. It is a transcript of the gene SRB6, whose product is annotated as Srb6p. The transcript has a single exon. Bases 1 to 366 code for a protein of 121 amino acids. NCBI's taxonomy places the organism in Eukaryota, Fungi, Ascomycota, Saccharomycetes, Saccharomycetales, Saccharomycetaceae. Gene Ontology annotation, cellular component: mediator complex. Gene Ontology annotation, biological process: regulation of transcription by RNA polymerase II. The record is from RefSeq and is a predicted model, not a curated record. Gene Ontology annotation, molecular function: transcription coregulator activity.